This is a messenger RNA of Brassica napus (rape), 402 nucleotides long. RefSeq lists its product as uncharacterized. The transcript has a single exon. NCBI's taxonomy places the organism in Eukaryota, Viridiplantae, Streptophyta, Magnoliopsida, Brassicales, Brassicaceae. The record is from RefSeq and is a predicted model, not a curated record.
AUGUUGCUCUCUACUUCUGUGAACUCCAUCUCGUCCAUUCCUUCACCUGUGUACCAAUGCAAGAAAGCCUUCCUCCUGAACAUAGCUGUGAACUGCUCACUCACACGCCUGAACAUCUCUUGGAUCGAUGUCGAGUUCCCUAUGAAAGUGGAAGCCAUCUUCAGACCAGUAGGUGGGAUAUCGCAGACUGUUGAUUUAACAUUGUUGGGGAUCCACUCAACAAAGUAGGAAGAGUUCUUGUUCUGCACGUUCAGCAUCUGCUCGUCGACUUCCUUGGUGCUCAUUUUGCCACGGAACAUGGCUGAGGCUGUGAGGUAACGUCCGUGUCUUGGGUCAGCAGCACACAUCAUGUUCUUGGAGUCCCACAUUUGCUGGGUGAGCUCAGGGACUGUGAAGGAACGG